Lentinula edodes (shiitake mushroom) is the source of this 1020-nucleotide messenger RNA. RefSeq lists its product as uncharacterized. The record is from RefSeq and is a predicted model, not a curated record. NCBI's taxonomy places the organism in Eukaryota, Fungi, Basidiomycota, Agaricomycetes, Agaricales, Omphalotaceae. The coding region runs from base 135 to 881 and encodes 248 amino acids. The transcript has 5 exons.
ACGUUGAACAUCUUCGUGCAGAACUAUGUAAAUUGCUCCUACGUUUGGGCUUGAGCUUGAAUGCUAGGAUCUACUAGAAUAUAGGUGAAAGACCUAUCGAUUACAUCCAAAUUCUAUCAACCACUAUUGCAACAAUGGCUAAGUUGGUCAAAAAGUCGAAACCAGAUAGUGGUAUGCCUGCUAUACUGCCAAUCAAGGGCAAUUCUGCUCCAAAUACCCUCAUGUACUCGUCGACAAGGAACGUCGCAAUACCUAGAGCUACCACUGUCUCAUCAUCCGAGGAACCAGGGAAACGUAUCUCCAAUACGAUGCAAAUUGCAUUAGCCUCAGCUACUUCAUCCAGUGUAUCUUAUUUGUCGUCAACGCCUGCAUUGACCUCAGCCCCAUCUCUUGACUUAAACACAUCCACAAAGACGAAACCGUUGAAUCUAUACCCUCAUUCCAAAUCAGUCCAUUAUUGGGCCGCUCGUGCGUUGACGGCAGAAACUUUAUUGGCAGCAGGGAUAGAGCAUUCCGAGAAUUUGCAGAAUGUUACUGUCAGUCAAGAAACGAAGAAAGCUACCGAAAUCGCUCAGUUGACCAAGUUGUACGAUGAAAGGUUGGCGAAGUUAGAGAAGUUACUAAUCACUCUCCUUGGUGUCCUUUUCACGAUCACCUUCCUGACCUUCUUCUCACAACUUACAUUGAUCCACGGAGGACGAAAAGAUACUAGCACACGGAGUCAGUGGGCACAUUUCACAAUUCCGAUCUUGUCGCCGUUUGCGUCUGUAGUCGAACACGAAGUAUCCGUCGUAGGAUCGAAAACUAUAAUUGGUCUUGGUCUCGUAAUAUCUGGUUUGGCGUAUCUUCUUUUGCGGCAUGAUGGUCGAAACCGUCCAUAAAAAGAUUGUCUUGUCAGAUACAGUACUUUGAUUCCCUUGCUCCCUUCGGCUCGCAGUGAAUCUCUAUAUGUCAGUCAACAUUCUUUCGGCAUAGACGUCGACCUGAUGAUCUAUAGUGUCAAUGAUAUCUUGAAAAUAU